This is a messenger RNA of Branchiostoma belcheri (Belcher's lancelet), 499 nucleotides long. Its product is annotated as 60S ribosomal protein L36-like. Gene Ontology annotation, molecular function: structural constituent of ribosome. Lineage: Eukaryota; Metazoa; Chordata; Leptocardii; Amphioxiformes; Branchiostomatidae. Gene Ontology annotation, biological process: cytoplasmic translation. Gene Ontology annotation, cellular component: ribosome; cytosolic large ribosomal subunit. The record is from RefSeq and is a predicted model, not a curated record. The coding region runs from base 100 to 411 and encodes 103 amino acids. The transcript has 4 exons.
CGCCCCCGUCACGUCGCCAAAAAAAACAUCCCACAAUCCUUUACGCCGAAUCUCUCUUUCGGUCUCCAUCUUGGAUCUUGACCACAGACCUGUGCAGCCAUGGGGAUCAGAUACGACAUGUGCGUUGGCCUCAACAAGGGCCACAAGAUCACCAAAAAUGUGCAGAAACCUCGGCCAUCUCGCAGGAAAGGGAAACUGACAAAGCACGUGAAGUUUGUUCGUGACCUGGUGCGAGAAGUGACCGGCUUUGCUCCUUAUGAAAGACGUACCAUGGAGUUGCUGAAGGUCAGCAAGGACAAGCGGGCACUGAAGUUCCUGAAGAAAAGGGUCGGAACUCUGCAGCGUGCCAAGAGAAAGCGUGAGGAGAUGCAGAAUGUCAUCGCUGCCCAGAGGAAGGCUCAAAGAUCUUAGAUGUCAUGUCCUGACCAUGAAGCACGUCUCUGGCACUUCCCAUCAGUAUGUCAGUUGAUAUGUUAAUAAAAGCAACGGUACACAUCCA